AAGAAAAUAACUAGUCCAAAUAAGGGUUAAAACGUAAACACUUUAGCCAUAUAUAGGACUGACUAUCUGUCCUUUAGUCUACGUAGCCGGAACCGGCAACCAAGCCACUGCCAAUCAGAAAAAUGAAUGUUACAUGUGAGAAUAUGCAUUUGCGGCGUCUUUCUGUGAAGGUCUGAGAAAAUUACAAAAAUAAUCAGCGUUCCCAUUCACAUUAAAAUUUGACCUGGUGCGAGAUUGCUCGCGUAUGAAAUGGACCGAGUACAAAUGCAUAUAUCACUUUAUUUACUGCACCGUCAACAUUAAAACACCCCUAUUGGAUGUACGCACGUAUUGAGUGUACUAUUCAAUGUGUGUGUACACUCGAUACGGGAGAUUUAUUGCCGACCUUGACUGCACACAGUGCACAGGCAUUUAUUGAUAAAAUCAAGAGAAGACAACGGAUUUUGUUGAAAACAGUUACUACGUUUUGCAGUUGAUAGUUACAUUGUUUGGUUGUCUUCUACAGUUACAAGUAAACAAAAGUGCUGAUCUGUCCCCUGGACACCACACACAAGAGUAUGCAAAGCAGUGUGCCAGCAAACGCAAAAAAUGUCAAGAAACGUUCUGUAAGCCUUCUGCAAAAGGAAGACGUUUAUUCCUGAAGAAAGAGCGUGCUGUCAACCAGUCGGCUACAGAGUCACUGGAAGGCAUGACAUAUCAGUCAGAAGUUGGCCAUGAAGAUUGUACUGACAUAGACAGAAUCCCUGAUCCUAUACCGCGUGGAGUAUUCAAGCCAGUCUGUUCAAGUGGCGAACCAUCGUACAUCACUGUGGACCUUGAAACUACAGACCUUAUUCGAGGAGAGGUGUAUCCUCAUAUAACACAGAUAGCCGCCAAACAUGUGAGCACAGAGAAGAGCUUCAGUUGCUAUGUGUUACCCAAACUACCGAUGAGUGCCUCUGCCGAACAAGUGACUAAAAUUGUUGUGACAAAUAGUAGUGAUAUGUUUGUAAAUGGUGUUCCUGUUGAAACUAAAACUAUUGAAUCAGCACUCAGAGAAUUGUUUAGCUGGCUGAAACAGUUCAGAAACGUGUUUCUAAUUGCACAUAAUGGAAAACGUUUUGACUUUCCUAUCAUUAUCAACGCCUGCUUAGCUACCGGAAUGUUUAGUGAUCUUUGUGCAUGUGUGUUAGGAUUGGUAGACACUCUUCCAGUAUUUAAAUCCGUAUGUCCUAAAAGGGAGUCUUACAAACAGGAAGAUCUGGCCCGUACAUUGCUUUCCAAAGUGUAUAACGCUCAUAACGCUCUUGAUGAUGUCAAGUGUUUGUCAGAGCUGGUCAGUUACGCUGUGAAACAUGAUGAGAAGUGUGUAGUAGUGAAGAGUUUUCCUCCUAGAGAUGUCAAACACAACAUGGAAUCCAACAUAGAGAAAAAGAAAAACAUGCCAUCUCUUUCUGUUCUGGUAGCAAAUGGUGUCAUGAAGUCGUCCACUGCCGACAAUGUGGCUAGCUCGGGGUUAAAUUUCAAACAUUUACAUACAAUCUUUCUACGUAAGGGAGAAGAUGGACUGUACAAUGUAUUUACUAUGAGAAACAGUGAAGGGUUGCCAAGAGUGACAAAUUCUAAGAGGGUUUUGGAGGCUGUAAUUCCAAAAUUAGUGUCGUAUUUUGAAGGCAAAAAUUAAGUUUGUUCGUCAAUUCAAGGUCAAACGUGUACUAUGUCUUGAUUAAUUUUAUAAAUAAUUUGACACUAGUUCAAGUUAUUUAUCUUUCAAAGAAGUAUUGAAUCUUUCAGAAGAGUACUGUAUUUAUGAAUAAUGUAUGGCAAGCAAAAUAGAUACUUAUUUUUGUGAAAAUAAUCAUGAAAGACAUUUCGAGCAUUCUUUUUCAUGAAAAAAUUGUUAUCGUAAUUUUAGGGGAUACCUUUUUGCUUGGACUUAUUUAAAUAAAAAUAGAUGGUAAAAGUUUUUGAUUUUCAUAUAUCUUAUUGCCUACACUUUGAGGAAAAUUUUAAUACCAAAAUUACAUUAUUACAUACCUUUGAAUGUAUAAAUUUUGAACUUUGAAACAAAUAGUUGAAAAAAAUUUCAUCCCACAAGUCGUCAGUUUUAGCCCAUAUCGCUAUAUAUUUUUGCUUAUAUUUUAUGAAAGCCUUGUUUACUAUACAUGGAUUGUUGUUUUUUGGUACAAUAUAUAUAUAGAGGAAUAGAAUACCUGCUAGAAA
Mercenaria mercenaria is the source of this 2202-nucleotide messenger RNA. Its product is annotated as DNA polymerase III PolC-type-like. NCBI's taxonomy places the organism in Eukaryota, Metazoa, Mollusca, Bivalvia, Venerida, Veneridae. Bases 689 to 1663 code for a protein of 324 amino acids. Gene Ontology annotation, cellular component: cytoplasm. The transcript has 5 exons. The record is from RefSeq and is a predicted model, not a curated record. Gene Ontology annotation, biological process: DNA catabolic process. Gene Ontology annotation, molecular function: 3'-5'-DNA exonuclease activity; nucleic acid binding.